Molecule: messenger RNA, 1755 nt
Organism: Suncus etruscus (white-toothed pygmy shrew)
Lineage: Eukaryota; Metazoa; Chordata; Mammalia; Eulipotyphla; Soricidae
Gene: MAOB
Product: monoamine oxidase B
Exons: 15
Coding region: 129-1691 (520 amino acids)
Molecular function (GO): oxidoreductase activity
Source: RefSeq, a predicted model, not a curated record
CGCCCAGGGUCUCUGGGCGGGCAAUAUAGCAGCUCCUCCAAGGCGACAGAGGCAGCUUAGCGGGCGGGAGCGGACUCCAAAGCACCCAAGCAGCUGACAUCCAGGAGACUCGGAGCGGGCUGAGCACCAUGACCAGCAUUUGCGAUGUAAUCGUGGUAGGGGGCGGCAUCUCAGGUAUGUCAGCAGCCAAACUUCUGCAUGACUCUGGCCUGAAUGUGGUUGUUUUGGAAGCCCGUGACCGUGUAGGAGGGAGGACUUACACCAUUAGGAACCAAAAAGUUAAAUAUGUGGAUCUUGGAGGAUCUUAUGUUGGGCCAACACAGAAUCGUAUUUUAAGAUUAGCCAAAGAAUUAGGAUUGGAGACCUACAAAAUAAAUGAAGAACAGCGACUGAUACACCAUGUAAAGGGAAAAUCUUACCCUUUCAGGGGCCCAUUUCCGCCUAUGUGGAAUCCAAUUACUAUUCUGGAUUAUAACAACCUCUGGAGGACAAUGGAUGACAUGGGACAAGAGAUACCAAGUGAAGCCCCAUGGAAGGCACCCCUUGCAGAAGAGUGGGACCGCAUGACCAUGAAACAGUUACUGGACAAAAUCUGCUGGACUAAAGCUGCGAAGAGAUUUGCUACUCUCUUUGUGAACUUGUGUGUCACAGCUGAGACCCAUGAGAUCUCUGCUCUCUGGUUCCUAUGGUAUGUGAAGUUGUGUGGUGGUACAACAAGGAUCAUCUCCACAACCAAUGGAGGACAGGAGAGGAAAUUUGUUGGUGGAUCUGGUCAAGUGAGCGAGCGGAUAAUGGAGCUCCUUGGAGAUCAAGUUAAACUGGAGAGGCCUGUGAUUCACAUUGAUCAAACAGGAAAAACCAUCGUUGUAGAGACCCUAAACCAUGAAAUUUAUGAGGCUAAGUAUGUUAUUAGCGCUGUUCCUCCUACUCUGGGCAUGAAGAUUCAUUUCAAUCCCCCUCUGCCAAUGAUGAGAAACCAGCUGAUUUCUCGUGUCCCUUUGGGUACAGUCAUCAAGUGCAUGGUUUAUUACAAAGAGCCUUUUUGGAGGAAAAAGGAUUUUUGUGGAACCAUGAUUAUUGAAGAUGAGGAAUCUCCAAUUCCCUAUACUUUGGAUGAUACCAAACCUGAUGGCACCUAUCCUGCCAUAAUGGGAUUUAUCAUUGCCAACAAAGCCAGAAAACUGGCACGUCUCACCAAAGAAGAAAGGUUGAAGAAACUUUGUGAGAUCUAUGCAAAAGUUCUGGGCUCCCCAGAAGCCUUGCAGCCAGUGCACUAUGAAGAAAAGAACUGGUGUGAGGAGCAGUAUUCAGGAGGCUGCUACACGAGCUACUUCCCCCCAGGGAUUAUGACUCAGUAUGGAAGAGUUCUUCGCCAGCCAGUGGGCAGGAUUUAUUUUGCAGGCACUGAGACUGCCACACAUUGGAGUGGCUACAUGGAGGGAGCUGUGCAGGCUGGGGAAAGAGCGGCUCGAGAGAUUUUGCAUGCCAUUGGGAAGAUCCCAGAGGAUGAAAUCUGGCAGUCAGAACCAGAGUCUGUGGAUGUUCCUGCAAGACCUACUACUAUGACCUUCCUGGAGAGACAUUUGCCCUCUGUGCCAGGCCUGCUGAGACUGAUUGGAUUCACCACCAUCAUUUCAGCAUCUGUUCUGGGAUUCCUGACCCACAAAAGGGGACUGCUUUUGAGGAUCUAAAAAAAGUCAUAUGUAACUAUAGCCUCUUCAUUUUCCAUGUUAUGGGAAAGUGUUUAAAUAAAAA